AGUAAAUAAAUUGGGUCGGGUCGUCUCCGGCGGAGAGACGAUCGGUGGAGGUCGCCACGGUGAAGCAAAUCACGGCGCCCGAAGGUGAUGGACGACGCAGAGGCCAACUCCUCUAGGUUUCCGCUGCCGGAAGCGCUCCUCGAUUUUCUCAAUCAGAAUGGCAUAAACCCUUCCAUUUACGCUGCCUCCGAUUCAAUACCUCGUUAUAUCAGGUUAAAGCCCGGUAACGAUGGUACUAUAGAAGAAAUCGAAGCUGACAUUGGAUGUAAACUUGAAAAGGUGUAUUGGUUGCCGGAUUUCUAUCAUCUUCCACCCGAUGUUCGAAUUGCUAGCUCAAAAGCAUACCGACAAGGAAUGAUAUAUGGAAUUGAUGCAGCAUCUGGAGCUGCUGUUUCAGCUCUGGACAUCUCAGUGGGGGAUCACGUCCUUGAUCUCUGUGCUGCACCAGGUGCUAAACUUUGUAUGAUAUUGGACUGUCUUGGCAGUGAUGGUACUGUGACCGGGGUAGAUGUUGCCAAACACCGCUUAGCAGCAUGUAGAAGCAUGCUGCUCAAGUAUGGACUGGGUGAUCAUUGUCGUCUAUUUGUUGCUGAUGGAACCACAUUCUCACUUCUCCCCAUUAAAGCCAACGCACUUUCAGAAACACAGAGUGAUUCUGUGUACAAGGAGUGGAAUUCAAGGCGGCCAUGGAAAGAAAGGAAAAGGGAAGCCAUUGCAAGGGAAAAUGGUAGUUGUAAAGUAUUUCAACCCACUCAAGAGCCAGAGCUUAUAUUUUAUGGAAGGAAUUCUGGGGUAGUUGGGCUGACAAGAAAUGAACUAUAUCAGAUGGUGCAUUGUGAUAAUGUGUAUGAGUUAGGCUAUGAUAAGGUUCUUGUGGAUGCAGAAUGCACUCAUGAUGGCUCGAUCAAACAUAUCCAAAAGUUUGAGCAGUGGGGCUGGACAACCUUCCGGCGCCGUGUAUUGGAGGCAGAGAGAACUGAUGACCUGGCCAUCCUUCAGCUCCAACUUUUAACAAAUGGGUUCAGGUUGCUCAAAGUUGGAGGAUUCCUUGUCUAUAGCACUUGCAGUUUAACUGUUGCACAGAAUGAAGAUGUUGUGGACAAGUUCCUUUCAGAGAACAGUUCUGCAGAGUUGGUUGAGAUUGAAGCGGCCAAAAGUUGGCCCUGUAAGAACGGGCGGAUACCUAAAACGCUCCGUUUUGAUCCUCUGACAUCACGCACCAGUGGGCUCUUUGUUGCAAAGUUCACAAAACUAGCCAUUCAAAAAGAGCAGGGUUGGCAUCUUCACAAAUAACCCAAUUUGUGAAGACUUAACCCACACUAUUAUGGUAAUCUAUUCUUAAUUCACAUUCUGGCCCUUUUAGUAAUAGCUGUUUAGUCAGUCAUUAACCUCAAUACUCAAAAACCUCAAACAUGUCUUUACCAAAUACAUCCUCUAUACUCAGGUCUACGGUUCCAUCCUGAAUGAAGUUUACAAUUUCCUAUUUUUUAGAAUGUCUCAAAAUAAAGUUCAAACAUUCUUAUAUUCGGAUCACAUGGAACCGGUUGAAACAUCAGGAAUAAGCACGUGUAUGGCUGAGAUUGAGCAGAAAAUGAAAAUUUCUAUAGUAA
Molecule: messenger RNA, 1610 nt
Organism: Cuscuta campestris
Lineage: Eukaryota; Viridiplantae; Streptophyta; Magnoliopsida; Solanales; Convolvulaceae
Source: the annotation of a GenBank genome assembly